This is a messenger RNA of Lodderomyces pseudojiufengensis, 462 nucleotides long. RefSeq names its product Kre1p (gene KRE1). Bases 1 to 462 code for a protein of 153 amino acids. Gene Ontology annotation, biological process: fungal-type cell wall organization. The transcript has a single exon. Lineage: Eukaryota; Fungi; Ascomycota; Pichiomycetes; Serinales; Debaryomycetaceae. The record is from RefSeq and is a predicted model, not a curated record.
AUGUUAUCAAAAUUACAAAAAAUUAUCAUACUAGCAUUUAUAUUCUUAAUUUCAUUUUCCAAAGCUGAAACAACUGAAACCGAUACAGAUACAACAACAUCAAAAUCUUCUGUAUCUCCAACAUUAGUAUGGGUAACAGGUACAGAUUCAUUAGGAAUAACAAGAACAACUCAAUCACCAUAUUCUCAAUCUUUUAUGACAACAUAUACCGAAAAUCAAUUACUGAUAUCGAGUGGUUCAAUAGGAUUAGGUUCAUUAGUAACUGCAGCAAAUGAUGAAAGUAUAAGUCAUAAAAUUGGAGAAAUCAGAAGUUAUGAUAUGACUACAAUAAGUCAAGGUUCUGGAUCAAAUUUAAAAAUUUUAUCAUUUAAUUUGAAUAAUCCAAAUUUAGGAAUAUCUUUUUUUACAAAAUUUUUUGGAUUAGGUUUCAUAUUCAUAAUAUCAGUUGUUUUGCUAAUCUAA